This is a messenger RNA of Alternaria alternata, 1551 nucleotides long. Its product is annotated as Pal1-domain-containing protein. The transcript has 3 exons. Bases 1 to 1551 code for a protein of 516 amino acids. The record is from RefSeq and is a predicted model, not a curated record. NCBI's taxonomy places the organism in Eukaryota, Fungi, Ascomycota, Dothideomycetes, Pleosporales, Pleosporaceae. Gene Ontology annotation, cellular component: cytoplasm.
AUGUUUGCAGAGCCGUCAAUGCCAGAGAGGCGACCCUCGCCAGGCCUGCAGCUCAACCUCUCCUCCAACAACCCCUUCCGCAGAGCUGCUUCACCCGCCUUCCCCUCGCCCGCCAGUGCCAACCGCUCGAGCUCGGGCAGCAGACCAAUGUCGCGCAAUCCCUUUAUAUCUACCUUCGAGGCCGAAUUUAACAAGGAGGCAUCCCGAGACCUCGUUGACAUGUCUGCCACCAUGAAGGAAUCUCCCAAGAAAUCAACCUUUGGCUUUGCCGCCGAAGAGCUCUUUCCACCAAACAUGGACCGCUUCAGGCGCUUCGUGAUGCAGUUUGCUGACUACCCUGCUCUUACUCAGGCCAACCUCACCAUCGAUGACAGCGACAAGAAGCGAGCUCCCCCACCACGCCCGGCUCCUGCCCGGAGCGGCACAGAUCCCCGUGCAGGCCACCGCCCAUCUCGCUCCGAAGAGGAGAGGCGCGCCGAGCGCAUGCGUGAAGCUUCUCGUGGCGGCUCUCGACCACGCGGCCCUCCCAGUUCUUCGCGUCCUCCCCACCUGAGCAGUCCCGAACGUCGUGAGAACCGCCGUCCUCGACGCAACUCUGAAUCCUCCAUCAUCGACCGAGGCUCGUUGGAUCCGCGUGAGGAGCGCAGGCGCAGGGAGCGUCGCAAAGAGCGCGAAGAGCGUGCCAAAGAUGGUAAAGAUAAGAACGGAAAGCGUGUCCGCAGGCCACAAGGUCUUGAUCUCAUCGACAAACUCGAUGUGACUGGCAUCUACGGACCUAGCAUGAUCCACCACGAUGGACCAUACGAUGCUGUGCAGCCCCACCGGAACCGUAAGAAGGACCAGCGCGCACCUAUGCAUGCCUUCCCUGUCGGUUCGGCCAACAAUACUCUAGGUGGCUCCGGACCGCUUAACACCAAGAUUGAUCUAGACAGGAUCCAUGGAAGAGGUGCUGAGGGCUUCACCGACUUUGCCGGUGCCGAAACCGAGUGGAAGAAGCCUGCUCCAGUGGCUGCAGAGUUCAGUGCAAAGGGCCGAGAAGACAUUGUGCACGGCGAGCAGACCCACGGUCUUGGAACAUCCACUUUUCUCGAGGGUGCCCCGGCAUCCCGUAAAGCGAUCCAGGAGGAGUCUGACGCUCAGCGACAGAAGCAGCUGGCUGAAGGUGGUUUGGGCCGCAAGAAAUCCAUUGCCCAGCGAUUCCGCGGCAUCUCUCAGCCCCGACGUUAUGGUGAUGGUCCUCGCAUCACCUCGCCCGAGGCACGUUACGGAUCUGCCACCAGUCCAAGUGGUCCUUACAGCGCUGGAGCCAUCUCGCAAACCAAAGCAACAGAGCAGAACCCAUUCUUCAGCGACGACUACGACAAGGCCUAUGAUGCCAAGGGUGCAACUAUCAAGACCAACGAGGGCGGACCUUCGCCACCUCGAGGCGCUGCGCUGCAACGAUCCAUUACCACAGAUAGUGUAGGAUCUCCCACUGGUGAGGGCAAGCCCAGUGGUGGAUUCCUUAACCGGGUCAAGUCUCUGAAAGGUGGACGCCGACGCCCUGCUUGA